Messenger RNA from Carlito syrichta (Philippine tarsier), 4470 nucleotides. It is a transcript of the gene MYOM3, whose product is annotated as myomesin 3. The record is from RefSeq and is a predicted model, not a curated record. The coding region runs from base 154 to 4470 and encodes 1438 amino acids. The transcript has 37 exons. Lineage: Eukaryota; Metazoa; Chordata; Mammalia; Primates; Tarsiidae. Gene Ontology annotation, molecular function: protein binding.
AUAUUUAAGACCGGUCAGGCUCUGGGGGCGCAUUCUCUUCCCAGUGCCUGCCGAGCUGAAGGCAAGAAGAAAACAAGAACCCUCUCACCCUCUGGAAUCUUCUCCGCAGAGACUCUUAAGUGGGCAAGCUGCUUCUGUUUUGCUCCCGCAGCCAUGACUCUGCCCCACAGUCCUGGAAGUGUGGGGAACCCCCGGUCUCCCCAGGCCGUGGAGGUCCACAAGCGGGAGCACCGACAAGAGGAGGAGCGGAAGGAGGAGCGACAGCAGAGCCUGCACAUGGGCUCCUCGGUGCGGAAGCGGACCUUCCGCAGCAGUGAGGAAGACUAUCAGUUCAGCACUGCAGACCACGCCCUCGCAGCAGCCCUGGCUCUGACGGCCUCCUCCGAGUUGUCUUGGGAAGCCCAACUGAGGCGCCAGACCUCUGCUGUGGAGCUGGAGGAGCGAGGACAGAAGCGGGUGGGCUUCGGCAAUGACUGGGAGCGGACGGAGAUCGCCUACCUGCAGACCUACAGGCUGCUGCGCCAGAGACGCGACCGGAAGGCUCUGAGACAGAGGACGGAGGAGAAGGUCCGGGAAGCCAAGGAACUGCAAGAGUUGUGUUCCAGCCGAGGGCCAUGGUUCUGGAUCCCCCUUCGCUCCCACGCUGUCUGGGAACACACCACGGUCCUGCUGACCUGCACUGUCCAGGCCUCGCCACUACCCCAGGUCACCUGGUACAAAAAUGACACGCGAAUUGAUCCUCGCCUCUUGCCUGCCGGAAAGUACCGGAUCACCAACAACUAUGGGCUGCUGACCCUGGAGAUUAGGAGGUGCACCAUGGAGGAUGCAGCCACCUACACCGUGCUGGUGAAGAAUGCCUACGGCCAGGCCUCCGCCUUCGCCAAAGUCAUCGUCCGCACUUACCUGGGGAAGGAUGCUGGCUUCGAUUCAGAGAUCUUCAAAAGAUCGAUGUUUGGCCCCAGCGUGGAAUUCCUAUCGGUGCUGCAGCCCAUCUUUGCCCGUGAGAAGGAGCCCUUCUCCCUGUCCUGCUUGUUUUCAGAAGAUGUGCUAGACGCCGAGAACAUCCAGUGGUUCCGAGAUGGGAGGCUACUGAGGUCCUCACAACGCCGGCAGAUCCUCUACGCAGACCGCCAGGCAUCCAUGAAGGUGUCCUGCGCCUACAAGGAGGAUGAAGGGCUCUACACGGUCCAGGUGCCCUCGGCCUUUGGGCCCCGGGAGCAGAGCACCUAUGUGCUUGUGAGAGAUGCUGCCGCGGAGAACCCUGGGGCCCCCGGCUCCCCACUGAACGUCCGAUGCCUGGAUGUGAACAGAGACUGCCUCAUCCUGACUUGGGCCCCACCCAGCGACACCCGGGGCAGUCCCAUCACCGCCUACUCCAUCGAGCAGUGCCAGGGUGACUCCGGAGAGUGGGUGCCCUGCCAUGAGGCCCCCGGAGGGACUUGUCGGUGCCCAAUCCAAGGACUCGUCGAAGGCCAGAGCUAUCGGUUUCGGGUGAGAGCCAUCAACAGGGCAGGAAGCAGCCUUCCCUCCAAGGCCUCAGAAGUGAUUGUCAUGGGUGACAGUGAUGCCAUCCAGAGGAGGACAGAGAUCCCCUUUGACCUGGGAAAAAAGAUUACGAUCAGCACGGAUGAUUUUGAAGACGCGAUGAUCAUUCCCUCACCCCCGACCAAUGUCCAUGCCAGCGAGAUCCGAGAGGCCUAUGCGGUUCUGGCCUGGGAGGAGCCGAGCCCCCGGGGCAAGGCCCCGCUGACAUACUCCCUGGAGAAGUCAGUCAUAGGCAGUGGCACCUGGGAGGCCAUCAGCUUGGAAAACCCUGUGAGGUCCCCGAGAUACGCCCUCCUGGAUCUGGAGAAAGGGAAGUCGUAUGUCUUCAGAGUGCGAGCAAUGAAUCAAUAUGGCCUGAGCGACCCCUCGGAACCCAGCGAGCCCAUCGCCUUGAGGGGCAAGCCAGCUACCCUCCCCCCUCCAGCUCAAGUUCAGGUUUUCCGAGACACACAGACCUCUGUCUCCCUGACUUGGGAUCCUGUGAAAGGUGCCCCAGAGCUCCUGGGUUAUUACAUCUACUCCCGGGAGGCGGGAUCAUCUGAGUGGCAAACAGUCAACAACAAGCCCAUCCAGGGCACCAAGUUUACAGUUCCCGGCCUGAAGACAGGGAAGGAGUACGAGUUUUGUGUCAGGUCAGUCAGCGAGGCCGGGGUAGGUGAAAGCUCAGCCGCCACCGAGCCCAUCAGGGUCAAACAGGCUCUGGCAACCCCGUCUGCCCCGUAUGGCUUUGCCUUGCUGAACUGUGGCAAGAACGAAAUGGUCAUUGGGUGGAAACCUCCCAAGCGCCGUGGAGGGGGCAAGAUCCUGGGCUAUUUCCUGGAUCAGCGGGACUCAGAGGAGUUGGACUGGCACGCGGUCAACCAGCAGCCCAUCCCGACCCGGGUCUGCAAGGUCAGUGACCUUCGUGAAGGCCACUUCUACGAAUUCAGGGCCCGGGCUGCAAACUGGGCAGGUGUUGGCGAGCUGUCAGCGCCCAGUGGCCUGUUUGAGUGUAAGGAGUGGACAAUGCCCCAGCCAGGCCCCCCACACGACGUGCGGGCAUCUGAGGUGCGGGCCACGUCCCUGAUGCUGCAGUGGGAGCCCCCGCUGUACACAGGCACUGGACCAGUCACAGGCUACCACGUCAGUGUCCAGGAGGAAGGUUCUGAGCAGUGGAAGCCAGUCACUCCAGGCCCCAUCUCUGGCACCCACCUAAGGGUUUCUGACUUGCAGCCAGGAAAGAGCUACGUGUUCCAGGUACAGGCCAUGAAUUCAGCUGGUCUGGGACAACCGUCCCUGCCCACUGACCCGGUGCUCCUAGAGGACAAGCCAGAUGCCCGGGAGAUCGAGGUUGGUGUGGAUGAAGAGGGCUUUAUCUACUUGGCUUUCGAAGCCCCCGAAGCCCCCGACUCCUCAGAGUUUCAGUGGUCCAAAGACUACAAGGGUCCACUAGACCCUCAGAGAGUCAAGAUUGAGGAUAAAGUUAACAAGUCUAAGGUCAUCCUGAAAGAACCUGGCCUUGAGGAUUUAGGCACCUACUCAGUGGUUGUCACAGAUGCUGAUGAAGACAUCUCAGCAAGCCACACACUGACUGAGGAAGAGCUGGAGAAGCUAAAGAAGUUGAGUCACGAGAUUAGAAACCCAGUGAUUAAACUGAUCUCUGGCUGGAACAUUGACAUCCUGGAGCAAGGAGAGGUGCGACUUUGGCUGGAAGUGGAAAAGUUGUCUCCAGCCGCGGAACUGCACCUCAUCUUCAACCAAAAGGAGAUCUUCAGCUCACCGAAACGCAAAAUCAACUUUGACCGGGAGAAGGGCCUGGUGGAGGUGAUCAUCCAGACCUUGUCUGAGGAUGACAAGGGGUCAUACACCGCUCAGCUCCAAGAUGGAAAAGCCAAAAAUCAGAUCACCUUGACGCUGGUGGAUGACGAUUUUGACAAACUUCUGAGGAAGGCAGAUGCUAAGAGAAGAGACUGGAAGAGAAAACAGGGCCCCUAUUUCGAGCAGCCCUUGCAGUGGAAGGUCACCGAGGACUGCCAAGUACAGCUCACGUGCAAGGUGACCAACACCAAGAAGGAGACUCGCUUCCAGUGGUUCUUCCGAAAGAGAGAGAUGCCAGACGGUCAGUAUGACCCACAAACCGGAGCAGGGCUUCUCUGCAUCGAAGAGUUGUCCAAAGAGGACAAAGGAAUUUACAGAGCAGAGGUCUCUGAUGACCGAGGGGAGGAUGACACCAUUCUGGACCUCACAGGUGAAGCCCUGGAUGAGAUCUUCACCGAGCUGGGCAGGAUUGGUGCCCUCUCUGCGACCCCACUGAAAAUCCAGGGGACUGAGGAAGGGAUCCGGCUCUUCAGCAAGGUCAAGUAUUACAACGUGGAGUACAUGAAAACCACCUGGUUCCACAAGGACAAACGCCUGGAAAGUGGCGAUCGGAUAAGGGCAGGCACCACCCUGGAUGAGAUCUGGCUACAUAUCACAGACCCCAAAGACUCAGACAAGGGCAAAUACAUGCUGGAAAUAGCUGCCGGGAAGGAAGUUCGACAGCUCUCAGCAGAUCUCUCAGGUCAAGCGUUUGACAAUGCCUUGGCUGAACACCAGAGACUGAAGGCCUUGGCCAUCAUCGAGAAGAAUCGUGCCAAAGUGGUGCGGGGCCUGCCAGACGUGGCCACAAUCAUGGAGGAUAAGACCCUGUGCCUGACCUGCGUUAUCUCAGGAGACCCCACCCCUGAAAUCUUUUGGCUGAAGAAUGACCAGCCCGUCACCUUCCUUGACCGCUACCAUAUGGAAGUGAGGGGGACGGAGGUCACCAUCACCAUCGAGAAGGUCAACAGCGAGGACAGCGGGCGCUAUGGCGUCUUUGUCAAGAACAAGUAUGGCUCCGAGACAGGCCAGGUCACCAUCAGUGUGUUCAAGCAUGGAGAUGAGCCCGAGGAGCUGAAGAAGAUGUGA